AUGGCCAACAGCGAGCUCGUUGUAAACACACGGAAUGGACCAGUUCAGGGAACAACAAGAACGUCCCUGUACGGCACGGAUUACGUUAGUUUUCAGGGAAUACCGUACGCCAAGCCGCCCGUCGGUGAGCUGCGAUUCAAGGAUCCUUCUCCACCAGAGAACUGGACCAAUUUGCUGGAUUGCACGACGCAAUGCGAACCAUGCUACCAUUUCGAUCGACGUGUUAAUAAAAUCGUUGGAUCCGAGGACAGUUUGAAGCUGAAUAUCUUCGCAAGAACGAUUAAACCAGCCAAACCGCUACCAGUGAUGGUGUACAUCUACGGCGGCGGUUUCGUAGAAGGAACAAGCGGAACCGAGCUGUACGGUCCAGAUUAUCUGAUCGAAAAGGAUAUCAUGCUGGUGUCGUUUAACUAUCGCGUCGGAGCACUCGGUUUCCUCUGCUGUCAGUCGCCCGAAGCCGGCGUACCCGGGAAUGCGGGUCUGAAAGAUCAACGGAUGGCACUGAAGUGGGUGAAGGAAAAUAUUGCUUCCUUCGGUGGCAAUCCGAACGCCGUUACGCUGUUUGGGCACAGUGCCGGGGGAGCGUCCGUACAGUAUCACACCAUAUCGGACGUAUCGAAGAAUCUAUUCCAACGGGCCAUCAUCAUGUCCGGGAGUACGAUGUGUGACUGGGCCGUUUCGCCGCAGCGCUCUUGGCCGGUGAAGUUGGCAAAGCGGAUCGGAUGGCAGGGUGCUGAAGAAGAUGGCGAGGAUGCAGCGUUGCAAUUCUUGCGACAAGCCUCGCCGGAGGAUAUCGUUGAUAACCAAGAGAAACUGUUCGGACCGCAGGAGAUACAAGAAGGUCUUCUCACUCCAUUUGCACCAACGAUCGAGCCGUAUGAAACGGAAGUUUGUUUUAUCCCAAAGAGUCCAUUGGAAAUGUCCCGCACUUGUUGGGGUAAUGAAAUCGAUGUAAUGAUUGGAGGUACCUCGGAGGAAGGUUUGAUUCUUCUGCCGAAAGUAAAACCGAGACUUGCUGAAAUGCUUAAGGAUCCCCGGCUGUUCGCUGGUAACGUUCCUUUUAAUUUGAAAUUAUCUCUCGAGCAACGUGUGGCCUUCGGAGAGCAGCUCAAGCAAUUAUACUACCCAGAUUCCGAGCCCGCCGAAGACCAUCUGAACGGGUUCAUACUAAUGGCCUCGGAUCGCAUCUUUUGGCAUGGCUUGCAUCGCACUGUCCUUUCUCGCGCCAGUUAUACCAGUCAAGCCAAAACGUUCGUCUAUCGGGUCUCUGUCGAUUCGGCCUUCUUUAACCACUACCGCAUUCAUAUGAUCGAUCCCAACAUGCGGGGCACAUCGCACGCGGAUGAGCUGUCGUACAUUUUUUCCAACAUUUUUGCCCAACCGCUUGACAAAGACACUUUCGAGUACGCGGCCAUUCAGCAUAUGGUAAAUAUAUUUACCAGCUUCGCGAUCAACAGCGAUCCCAACUAUGCCGGAACUGAGGGGUUAUCUUGGGAAGCCGUCCCAAAAACGGCACCCCCGUAUAAUUGUUUAAACGUUUCCAACAAUGGAGUGGCGGUUGUUAAGCUUCCCGAAACAAAACGAAUGAAAGUGUGGGAUUCAUUCUACGUGAAUGAUUCGCUUUUGUAGAUCGUGAAUUAUUCCCCAGUCUGUUUCUACUAAAUAAAUUCAAAUAAAUAUCUGUUUU
Anopheles coustani is the source of this 1687-nucleotide messenger RNA. Its product is annotated as esterase B1-like. The transcript has 4 exons. Lineage: Eukaryota; Metazoa; Arthropoda; Insecta; Diptera; Culicidae. The record is from RefSeq and is a predicted model, not a curated record. The coding region runs from base 1 to 1629 and encodes 542 amino acids.